Molecule: messenger RNA, 1466 nt
Organism: Cyprinus carpio (common carp)
Lineage: Eukaryota; Metazoa; Chordata; Actinopteri; Cypriniformes; Cyprinidae
Product: ring finger protein 212
Biological process (GO): homologous chromosome pairing at meiosis; protein sumoylation; reciprocal meiotic recombination
Cellular component (GO): synaptonemal complex
Molecular function (GO): SUMO transferase activity
Source: RefSeq, a predicted model, not a curated record
ACCGUGACGUCGUCGUUUCAAAAAGCGUUAGAGAACCUGCUAAUCUGUUAUAUAAUAACUAGUAAACACACAAUUUACUGUACACGCGACUGAUAUAAAUUUGGAUAACGUGCAAAAAAAGUUACAGAAUAAUGUCUCACUGGAUUUGCUGUAACUCCUGCUUCGUGUCACCUGGUCCUGAGCGUCAGCUGGCUGUCACAAACUGCGGUCACAUCAUCUGUAAUGUUUGCUUUCAGAGAGGAAAACAGGGUGUCUGCCUCAUUUGCAAAGCAACGUGUCAGAUCUCCCCACUAUCUGAUAAAAGUAGCUCAGAGGUGCAAGAGCUUUUCUCAGAUAUCAGUGCAGUUGCAGUCAAAUACUUCUCAGAGAUAAGCAAGGUUUUACAAUUCCAGGCCAGACACCAGAAAAGAUUACUGGCCCACUAUCAGCAGAAGAUUGAGAGAAUGAAGGAGGAUGGACAGAAAAUGCAACAAGAGAUGCAGAAGAUGUCCAAGAAAAUUUCAGAACAGAAUGCUUACAUAUCCAAGUUAGAAAUGACUGUUCAAAAUCAAAGUUCAAGACUGGCGUUACAGUCCAACAGAGAUUUACAGUCCACAAGUCAGAGACAAGCCUCCCCAGUGACAAAAAUUCCGUAUUCUUCCCCACUCUCGAUGUCACGAACCUUGUCCUCUGCUAGCCUAGCUGACAGCAUAGAAAUCAACAGCAGGGGGCACACUCACAAGCCAGAAGUCCUGAAUAGAAUUUGUCUCAGAAGCUCACCGAAGGACUGCCGCAUAGGUUCAGUUCUUCACAGAGCAUCAAGUCAGAGCUCUAUGGGUAGCCAUUCAACACCAUUCAGCGCCACUGUCAGUAGGGAAUUCUCCAUUGGUCUACGGGAGCCGGUGAUAAAUCCAUCCCAUAAUGUGGCCUACCGCAGAGAGUCAGCAUGGGAAACGCCUGUGUUCAAACUACCCUCGGCCUACAAAUAUGGCUCUGUGUCCUCCCUGGGACCCCCACCAUGACAUACACUCUGGUCCAAAAGCAAUAUGGAUAAUCACAUCUCAUAAUAGUUUUAUAUGUCACAAAGCUGUGCUAUUUUUACCGGAUACUUUUAGGCAAAAGGCAUCAGGCCUAUUAAUGUAAUCACUAUCCAGGCCUGUAGACAAGCAAUGAACACUGCAGCACUGACCUGUAACUGACUCUCUUAUGAUGCCGCAAUGCAUUAAUGCUGCCUCUCAUUGAACAGUGAACAUCUGUGCUUUUGUUUCCAUAAAUGUAUUGUAGCAAUUAAUCACAGGCCCUCGUUGAACAGUUUGUGAGUGUGAAUUUUAAUAUACCAUUUUGCGCAUGACUCGCAUUGUGUUAGCAGCAUGUGCUGUUAAUCACAUCCAGAAUGUUCUCUGCAGCAUGUUUCUUCUCUAACACACUGAUGCCAUUGUACUGAGGUGUUCAAACCUUGUUCGCAUUGAUUAAAAUGAUGCAUCUGA